Coffea eugenioides is the source of this 642-nucleotide messenger RNA. Its product is annotated as protein S-acyltransferase 8-like. NCBI's taxonomy places the organism in Eukaryota, Viridiplantae, Streptophyta, Magnoliopsida, Gentianales, Rubiaceae. The record is from RefSeq and is a predicted model, not a curated record. Gene Ontology annotation, biological process: peptidyl-L-cysteine S-palmitoylation; protein targeting to membrane. Gene Ontology annotation, molecular function: protein-cysteine S-palmitoyltransferase activity. The transcript is spliced from 4 exons. The coding region runs from base 1 to 642 and encodes 213 amino acids. Gene Ontology annotation, cellular component: Golgi apparatus; endoplasmic reticulum.
AUGGCGAGUGAAGAGAAAGACGGCAGCGUAAAUUCUUCAGUCGCUCAAGCUAUCGAUAAUUCUGCCUCAUUAGAAAUUGAUCAACCUACAGAAAGUACUAUGUCAUCAGGAAAGAAGGUAGAUAAGAAUUCUGAAGUAUUCUUUUUCAAGGGGAGACUGAUUUGUGGUCCGGAUCCAAAAGGGCUGAUUUUAACUGCCAUUGCUAUUAGUCUAUCAAGUUGGACAUUUGCGGUUCAUGUUGCAAGUGAUAUAAGGAAUCCGGCCAUCAUCAUAACAUCUUCAAUUUUGACAACAAUUGUUAGAUUGCCCUCAAUGCAGGUUCUUGUGAGCUUGGUAUUUGUCAGUACCAUUGAUCCUGGUAUAAUUCCUAGAAAUAAUCUAGGAACAAUUGAUGCUGGUAAACGCAGAAGGAGAUCAAGGGUAGUUGUCAUAAAUGGGAUAGAGGUGAAGUUGAAGUAUUGUAACAUUUGUAACAUUUAUCGUCCACCAAGAACCUGUCAUUGUGCAACUUGUAGCAAUUGCAUCCAACAAUUCGAUCACCAUUGCACCUGGAUCGGGCAUUGUGUGGGACUGAGGAAUUAUCGGCUUCACGUAACAUUUCUAUUGACAGGACUGCUCUUGUUUGCCUUCAUGUUUAUCUGA